Molecule: messenger RNA, 777 nt
Organism: Erigeron canadensis
Lineage: Eukaryota; Viridiplantae; Streptophyta; Magnoliopsida; Asterales; Asteraceae
Exons: 1
Coding region: 1-777 (258 amino acids)
Source: RefSeq, a predicted model, not a curated record
AUGAUUUCUUUGAAGAUAGGUAUUUGUAUGCCUAAAAGACUCUUUCUAAAGAUCGUGCAAGAUCUAGAGUCGAGUCACGCGUAUUUUCAGGACUCGUAUGAUGCCCGAUUGGCCAAGAGUUUUACACCGAUACAGAAGUGCACAUCUGCCAUCCGACAACUUGCAACCGGUAAUCCUCCUGAUGAGUACGACGAGUAUUUAGAGAUGGCCGGGAGAACAUCACGUGAAUGUCUUCAAAUUUUUUGUGACGCUAUCGUUGACACUUACAAGACCGAAUAUCUGCGUAAACCAACAACACAUGAUCUCCAUCGUUUGUUUGAAGCACACAAAGAAAGGCAUCACUUGCCUGGAAUGAUCGGUAGUCUGGAUUGUACACAUCUUGUUUGGAAGAUGUGUCCAAUGGAGUGGUGGGGGCAAUACAAAAGGGGUGAUCAUGAAUACCCCACUAUUAUGUUGGAAGCAACGGCGUCUCAAGAUUUAUGGAUUUGGUACGCCUUUUUUGGUCCUCCGGGUGCUUUAAAUGACAUCAAUGUGCUGCAACAAUCUCCCUUGUUCCUCCCCGAGCGUAUGGGCACUGCUCCUUACGUUCCAUUCAGUGUAAAUGGGCGUACUUAUAGACGUGGCUACUAUCUAGUCGAUGGCAUAUAUCUUACAUGGUCUACGUUUGUUAAAGCGUACAAAUACCCGACAGACGAGAAAGAAAAAAUGUUCAAAACGGCACAAGAGGCGGCUCGCAAAGAUAUUGAACGGGCAUUUGGUGUUCUCAAAGGAAAAUGA